AAGCCAUCAACCACCCUCGUAUCCAAUCACGUGCACACCACCACCUCCCUACACAUUCGAACGCUCUCAUCCACCCUGAUUUACCACUUUGAUCAUAUUCUUAACCCUGGUCCUCAUCUACUUACUGUAUCCCUCUCACUACUCACAAUGGGUUCUCUCGAAGGCCUUGCCCCUGCACCUGACUUCCUCGUCCUUGACGAUGCCAGGCCAGAGGACAAGUCCCUCCAGGCCUUCAUGGUGUCCAAAAGCCGAGGGUUCCUUCCCCGAAUGGACCCAGUCGUCACCCUGCCCUCCGAAUUCGACCCCCUUGAGUCCAUCCUCAACCGCAUGCCCGUCAAGACGUUGUCAGGGGAACCAGGUCUUCUCGCUGAUGGCAGACUCGGCGACGUGGUCAAAGCAGAGUUGCCUGACCUCACCGAGGCCAUGGACAAGUACAAGGACGACCUACCCCUGAUGAAUGCUUUGUACCGUGACUAUUCCUUCCUUGCCUCAGCAUACCUCCUUGAGCCCUGCCAUCAGCGCUUCAUCAAGGGUGAGGAGUAUGGCCUCGGGCGGGACGUUUUGCCUGCCAACAUUGCUCGUCCUAUUGCUCGUUGUGCUGAACUUACCGGCUUCAAACCUUUCAUGGAGUACGCCGGGUCAUAUGCUCUCUACAACUACAAGUUGGUUGAGCCUGCUAGGGGCCUCGAGUAUGACAACUUGAGGUUGAUCCGAGCCUUUGAACAUGGCCUUGACCCCUCGUCCUCUGAGGCGGGUUUUGUCCUUGUCCAUAUCGACAUGGUACGCAACUCAGGGCCGCUUGUCACGGGUGUUGUGGAGGCGCUUGAUGCCUGCAAAGUCGCCGCUCCUGGCACCUCCAAGGAGCGCCGCGAAAAGGUCAACAGUGGUCUGGCCAAGAUCCUCGAGGCGAUGAAGAAGAUCAACGAGGUCAUGGACACCAUGUGGCAAAAGUCCAAGCCGCGCAGUUAUACCUCCUUCCGUACUUUCAUAUUCGGCAUCACCUCGCAGAGCAUGUUCCCCAACGGAGUCGAGUACGAGGGCGUCAGCAACGGCGAGCGCUGGGAUUUCCGCGGCGAAUCGGGUGCUAAUGACAGCAUCAUACCUACGUGUGACUCGGUUUUCGGAUUGCCUAUGCCCCAGACACCGUUGACGGACAUCCUAAAGGACUUCCGGCAAUACAGGCCCAGCAACCACCGCCAGUGGAUAGAAUGGGUUAACAACAGCUCAGCCUCUUACGGCUUGAAGCAGUUCGCCCUGGGCUUGGACAAAGCCGAGGAUGACACUGAUGAGGCAGCUCUCACCCAGUCCAAGGCGUUAUGGAUUCAGUGCCUAGACAGAAUUCGCGAGUUCAGGUGGCGCCACUGGUGUUUCACGAGGGAGUUCAUCCUCAAGCAGACAAGCCACCCUACGGCCACCGGUGGCAGUCCUAUUGUGACAUGGCUGCCGAACCAGUUGACUGCCGUCCUCGAUGAGAUGGUCAACGUCUAUGAAAUCUCGACGAAGAACGGCGAGAAGCUGGGUGAGGUUGUGGAGGACAUCAUGGACCUGGCCACCCGCCAGAGGGAGACUCUGGCCAAGGAAGUUGCCAAAUACUGCCAGGAGCGCGGUGUGGACCCGGCUAAGCAAGGCCUGCGUGUUUGA
This is a messenger RNA of Pyricularia pennisetigena, 1641 nucleotides long. RefSeq lists its product as uncharacterized. Lineage: Eukaryota; Fungi; Ascomycota; Sordariomycetes; Magnaporthales; Pyriculariaceae. Gene Ontology annotation, molecular function: metal ion binding; heme binding. The record is from RefSeq and is a predicted model, not a curated record. Bases 148 to 1641 code for a protein of 497 amino acids. The transcript has 5 exons.